Messenger RNA from Trypanosoma rangeli, 1290 nucleotides. RefSeq lists its product as uncharacterized. Gene Ontology annotation, molecular function: protein binding. Bases 1 to 1290 code for a protein of 429 amino acids. The record is from RefSeq and is a predicted model, not a curated record. The transcript has a single exon. Lineage: Eukaryota; Euglenozoa; Kinetoplastea; Trypanosomatida; Trypanosomatidae.
AUGAGCCCCUCCAGAUGUGUUAAGGCGCGCAAGUCUCCUCGCCUCUCUCAGACGCCAGUCGCAGCCAUGGCGUCAACGACUCCUCCUCCUCCCGACGCGGCGGUGGUAGUGUGCCGUGGCGCGCUUUUGGUUAUCGGCACCUACCACUCAGUGAUGGCGGGGCUUGUGUAUCGCCGCAACAAGUUUGGGAUGCUUUUUUCCGUGAAGCACCACGAGGGCUGCGUCAGCAGCGUGGCGGUGGGCGACAAAUACAUGGCCUCCGCCGGCACAGACGAGCGGGUCUUCCUCUUCACAAACAAGCAGCAGAGGAGCCUAACCGCCACGGAGCGGCAGCGACUGCGGGCUGCGGGGGAGACUAUAGGUGUGCGCCUUGCGGACCUUGGCCACGUCGCACCACCAAGUGAGGUGCGCUGUCUUCUCUUCGUCGCCAACUCGCAGCACCUGCUCUGCGGCUGCGCGGACGGUCAACUCGUCAUGUACCGCACCCGCGACUGGACUGUCAGCCGCUCGCUCCCGCUCCACGAGAAGAGCGUCACGAGCGUUGCGGCUCACCCGGGCAGUGACGGGACGUUGGCUGUCACGAUCGGCGCUGACCGGUACGUGGCGGUGGUUGACCUUGCGAGGGGUCGGAUGCUGAGUAAGUGGCGCUACAACACAUCCCUCGUGGAGAUCCCGUCGGCGCGGCAGGGCGAAGCGGCGGAGGCGAGGGAGGGAGAGGGUGGCAAGGACGGCCAGCCGUGCGUGAAGCGGGCCAAGUUGGAGAGGCGCGAUUGCCCUCACACGGUGAAGUUCUCGCCGAGCGGGAAGUAUUUUACCAUACUUUCGAGUCACGCCUUCGCCGUGCACGAGACGGCAACGAUGAACGUCGUGGCGCGUUACCGGGCGUCAUCGCCGCAGCCGUGCGAUGAACUUCACGCCGUUGCGUUUCUGGACGACGCUACGAUGAUCUUCGGGAAUGAGUCCGGGGCAAUGUUGGCCUGCCGUGGGCCGUGGGAGUCGGGGGACGCACAGCCACGGGACUGCUCCCUAAGCCCCAUUGUCGUACACGUUCCGGCGGAGUUUGAGAAGCCGGUAGACGAGACGAAAAAGCCACUGCGGCACCCGACGCACCACGCGACACGUUUGAAGGCCCUCCACUACGUGGAGCGCACGGUGUUUUCCAUGGACGCCGCAGGCACCGUAAUCGCCUGGUUUGUAGGGGAUGCUGUGGACGCCACGCUUACGCUGACAUUUGUCUGCAGCGCGAAUUGUCAGGGACGCGUCACGACGAUGGAUGUGCUGCUACUGUAA